CCCUUCGCCUCGAAGCGUUCUGUCCCGAUUUGCAAUAGGCGGAAUCUGAGUGGAGGCUGGAGAAGCAGCGGCUAACUGCAACCCUCGUCGUAGUUCUCACGCAACCUCCGAUUCUCACUCCCUCUGACCCUCUUCCUCACCAUGGCAACCGCAUCUGAGAAAUCUGACCCCAAUAUUCUCGCCCAAGAAAACCCUAAGAAAACCCUAGACCCUACGGUCUCCGCCACCGCCAUAACACUAGAUCAGCACGAAGACCUGCCCAAUGAUACUAAUAUUCAACCUUCUUCUCAAUCUUCGGUACCUGCUGCUGGUUCGGAGACGGGCGAGUCUCGGAAGGACGGAGACGAUUCGAAGAGCGCGGUCGCCACGGUCGGCUCGCCAUCUGGGGAUGACUGUCAAGCUUCCAGUAUUCAGAAGAAGAUUCGCCGAGCCGAGCGGUUUGGUAUAACUUUGCAGCUUACUGAGGAAGAGAAGCGUAAUUCCCGAGCGGAGAGGUUUGGCACUGGGUCACCCUUGCAUGGCUCCGAGACAUUGAAGAAGUCAGAGGAGCACAAGAGAAAGGCUAGAGCUGAGAGGUUUGGGCUUCGUGACUCGUCUGUGGUUACUGAUGAGGAAAUGAAGAAGAAAGCUACUACUGAUGAGGAAGCAAAGGAGAAAGCAACUAUUGAUGUGGAAGCAAAGAAGAAGGCUACGAGUGAUGAGGAAGCAAAGAAGAAAGCUCGGCUUGCCAGGUUUGCACCAGUUUCUAAAACAGAUGCCUUGGAGGAAGAGAAAAGGAAAGCAAGAACAAUCAGGUUUUCAAGCUCUCCAUCAAAUUCCUUGUCCCAAGUGAAUGGUAAAGGAGAUAUGGCACAAAAUGCUGCUAUCACAGGCGAGACUGGAGGAGGGGCUUGAUUUGAAGCAUCCUUUUCAAUGGUUUUAUGAUUUUCCUGUUUUUAAUUCCCUCUUCGGCUUCUACACCAUUCCUUUCUUCUAUCACUAGCAUUUCCAGAUGCAGCAUUUUCCGUUCUUAGACAUGCUUUUUCUAGGAGUUCUAUCAUCCUGGAUUUGGUUUAGCACAGUUUUCCCGGUGAGACCUAGAGUAAUUUAUGACUACCUCCUUCGUGUCAAUUAUCUCAAAGUCUCAGAAGAACAUCAGAAAUUCAAAAGACAAAAGCUACUUAGUAGAUGAUAUUUGACAUUUUAGAUUUUUCAUUUUCCAAUUUACCCUUGACUAAAUUCUCCUCUACUUCAAGAUGUGGCUAGCAUCUGAUAUCUCGUUAUAGUUUUACUUUCGUGAUCAAGUGGCAUGGCAGUACUAAGUUGGUUUCAUGAUUUAAUCAUCAUCUGAUCCAUUAUUGGCAGUGUCAAAAUGUGCUGUAUUGUUUUGAUAUUUAGUUUGAAUGGUUUUGUGGUAGAACUAAUUAAUGUUAGAAUGGGCGUUCUGGAAAAAAAAAAAGAAAAAAAAGAAAAAGAAAAAGUGUCUCAGAUUGAUCUAUUCUGCUUUGCUGAGCUUUUAGAUUUAGGAUUAUUUACAUAUUUGCAGUUUCAUGUGUCUACUCUUGAUGGCUGGACCCAUAGUGUGCACUCAACCUAGAAUGAGAUGUAUAAUUGCUUCUGCUCUGAUAAGAUUAGGAGAAUGGCCUUGCCCAUGGCAUUUGUGAGGCAUGCAUAUUUCAAUGUCUUUGAGCUUCAUUUUGAGUCUGUUUCCACCUUUAAAGAGGAUGAGGACAUGGAAGGAAGGAAUUUUAUUAGUUUUAUAUUAUCUUGCACUUGUUUUUAUUUCCAAAUGAGGUUUUUACUCGUGUCUUAUUUGAUGAUGAUGGUGUAACACUGCGAAUUUUAAUACUGCUAAUCAUGGAUCAGAUCAUAUGAACUCAUCAUUGCUUUAUAUUAAUCCGGUGCAUGCUAUCUCUUCAAGUUCCUGUUGGAUCAGCCUAAGAUUGAAAGGUAUAUGCUACUUAGUGCUGCUGUGCAACGCUUGAUCAUGAGAACCUUUCCCUGAAUGUACUGGUAAUUUGAAAGAUAUAUCUGUCAGACGAAAUGGAAAACCUUGAUGGUGAAUUAGUAAAUUGAGUUCUAUAAGAAUUUCUGAUGUUUCAUUUGCACUUUGAGAUAAUUGCACUCUUUGGAGGUUCUGGUAAAUUUUCUUUGGUCUCACUUCAAGAACUGCACGAUCUGCAAGGUAGGAUUGUGGAAUGAAGACUCUGAUAAGUAGGUGAAAUUUCAUUAGCAUUGUAAUUUUGAAUUUUUAAUGUGAAGCUUUUGAUUGUUGAAACAUUGGAAAAUGCCCUGCUUCUUGGGAAGUUCUUAAUAGGUUUCAAGUAGCAUUAGAUGCCUGUUUCACUAA
Messenger RNA from Carya illinoinensis, 2329 nucleotides. Its product is annotated as protein MODIFIER OF SNC1 11. NCBI's taxonomy places the organism in Eukaryota, Viridiplantae, Streptophyta, Magnoliopsida, Fagales, Juglandaceae. Gene Ontology annotation, biological process: poly(A)+ mRNA export from nucleus. The record is from RefSeq and is a predicted model, not a curated record. The transcript is spliced from 6 exons. Bases 142 to 894 code for a protein of 250 amino acids. Gene Ontology annotation, cellular component: nucleus.